Molecule: messenger RNA, 4546 nt
Organism: Rattus rattus (black rat)
Lineage: Eukaryota; Metazoa; Chordata; Mammalia; Rodentia; Muridae
Gene: Gpld1
Product: glycosylphosphatidylinositol specific phospholipase D1
Exons: 27
Coding region: 1373-3904 (843 amino acids)
Cellular component (GO): extracellular matrix; extracellular region
Molecular function (GO): GPI anchor phospholipase D activity
Source: RefSeq, a predicted model, not a curated record
GCUGUCCUUGAACUCAGUGUGUCCACGGUGUAGAUCAGAAGUAAAAAUAAUUUAUUUACUUACUUGUUGAAGGAAGGAGCUCACCAAGGCAACUGUCCCUAUAGUCUGAGAAGUUCAUUAAGUGGCACUUGAAACGUCCUACACUGACUCUUUCUUCCCAGCAAGCCCUCCAGCCUCUUUACUUCUCCGACGACUCCCAGACCUUGGAUGGGUAUGCUCACUGGGACCCAUAGGAGAAAUGCACCAGGAGACUGGAGCUUUUUCUUUUCUCCUUGUGUUCCUGGGUACCAUUAGUUUCCAGUUCCUGGCUCCUAAAACGAAUUUAUUUAUGUGAAGAAGGGGAAGGUUGCCAGAAUUGAUUUUUUUCCCUUUUACCAGUGGGUCCUUGGGAUUGGCCUUAAGUCAUCAGGCUUGGUUGCAAGUGCCUUUACCUGGUGAGCUAUUAUUCUCCAUGAAGCCCCACUCUCUGGAUUCAUACACCCUCUUCCCCAGCUGUUGUCAUGUCCUAUAAGACAGUGACAGAGAAAGCCAGAGAAAUGAGUUGCUUUAUUUUGAACACUAAAAUUAUAUUUAAAGCUGUGCUUGGGGGGGCUCAGGCCUGCAUUCCCAGAACAGAGAUGUAGAGACAUAGAGAUAGAGAGUUCAAGGUAAGGGCUGGGAAGAUGGCCCAGUGGGUGAGAGUGCUUGCCUUACCAGCCUAAUGACCUGAGUUCAAUCUGCAGAACCCAUGUAAAAAGGUGGAUGCAGUGGCCAUACCUGUAAUUCUGCCACUCCUAUGGCAAGGUAGGAGGUGAAGAUGGACGGAUCGCCCCGAAGCACCAGUUAACCUGGAGUACUCUGAGGAGCAGAAACAUGAGGAGAGACCCUGCCCUCAAGAAGUCUUGUGGGAGCACCCUGCUGCUUUGAGCACUGACAGUGCAUCAUUUGGGUGUUAAGAUCACCGUCAUUUAUGUCCACGAAUGACCUGGAUUGUCUUCCUUGGACUGCCUGUUUCUGAUUGGCUACCUCAUGAUGAGUCUAUUCUGAGCCCGGGUAUUUUCCAGACCCUUGUCUCUUCGCCUUAAAUCUGCUUCCUGCCUCCACCUUCCAGGUGCAGUCAGUAUCCUUGGGCUGCAGGAAUCCUUCCUUGCAACACAUCUCGGGUGGACAGUUUGUUUGCUGUUCUGGAAAAGCUAAACAGUGGGUGAUCCGUUGACUUCAUUGACUUCAUAGGAAAACAGCAUUAUUUUGAAACGAGGCUGGGCUUGGUUUCCUGUGUCAGUGACCUGUGUAGAGGGAACACACCGAGUCUCUGCCUGGAUUUUGGAGUCAUAGUCUGGCUACAGCUUACGCUGACCCCACAUUAGCAGAGCAGCUGAGGAGGAAUGACAACAUGUCUGUAGGCAGGCUGUGGUCUGGCCUGCUGCUCCUGCUGCUCUUUUUCUGCUCUAGAAGUUCAUCUUGUGGUCUCUCAACACAUGUAGAAAUAGGACACAGGGCUCUGCAGUUCCUUCAGCUUCAAGAUGGACGCAUUAACUACAAAGAGCUGCUCUUAGAACACCAGGAUGCAUAUCAGGCAGGGACGGUGUUUCCUGAUGCCUUUUACCCUAGCAUCUGCAAACAAGGAAAAUUCCACGAAGUGUCUGAGAGUACUCACUGGACUCCAUUUCUUAAUGCCAGCAUCCAUUAUAUUCGGGAGAACUACCCUCUGCCCUGGGAGAAGGACACAGAGAAGUUGGUGGCUUUCUUGUUUGGAGUCACCUCCCACAUGGUCGCUGAUGUCAGCUGGCACAGCCUGGGUAUUGAACAAGGGUUCCUCAGGACAAUGGGAGCUAUUGAUUUUUACGACUCUUAUUCUGAGGCUCAUUCGGCUGGUGAUUUUGGAGGAGAUGUGUUGAGCCAGUUUGAAUUUAAUUUUAAUUACCUCUCACGGCGCUGGUACGUGCCCAUCCAAGAUCUUCUGAGAAUUUACGAUAAUCUCUACGGUCGGAAAGUCAUCACCAAGAAUGUCAUUGUUGACUGCACAUACCUUCAGUUCCUGGAAAUGCACGGGGAGAUGCUAGCUGUUUCCAAGCUCUAUUCCACAUACUCUACGAAGUCCCCAUUUCUGGUGGAACAGUUCCAAGACUAUUUCCUCGGAGGCCUAGAUGACAUGGCCUUCUGGUCCACGAACAUUUACCGUUUGACCAGCUUUAUGCUGGAGAACGGGACCAGUGACUGCAACCUGCCUGAGAACCCUCUGUUCAUCGCCUGUGAUGGUAGGAAGAACCACACCCUCAGCAGCUCAAAAGUGCAGAAAAGUGAUUUUCACAGGAAUUUGACCAUGUUUAUAAGUAAAGACAUCAGGAAAAACCUCAACUACACAGAAAGAGGCGUGUUCUACAGCACAGGCUCCUGGGCCCCGGAAUCCGUAACCUUUAUGUACCAGACUCUGGAGAGGAACCUGAGGAUGAUGUUUACUGGCAACUCUCAGACAGCUCUGAAGCAUAUCUCCAGUCCCUCUGCCUCCUACACCCUGUCUGUCCCCUAUGCCAGGCUCGGCUGGGUCAUGACCUCAGCUGACCUCAACCAGGAUGGGCACGGCGACCUCGUGGUGGGUGCACCAGGCUACAGCCACCCUGGCCGCUUCCAGAUCGGGCGGGUGUACAUCAUCUAUGGCAAUGAUUUGGGCCUGCCCCCCAUCGACCUGGACUUAGACAAGGAGGCUCAUGGGAUCCUGGAGGGCUUCCAGCCUUCAGGUCGCUUUGGCUCAGCUUUGGCAGUGCUGGACUUCAACAAGGAUGGGCUGCCUGAUCUGGCUGUGGGUGCUCCCUCCGUGGGCUCAGGGCAGCUCACCUACAAUGGCUCUGUGUAUGUCUACUAUGGUUCCCAGCAAGGGAGGUUGUCUUCUUCCCCUAACAUCACCAUCUCCUGCAAGGACACCUACUGUAAUUUGGGCUGGGCUCUCUUGGCAGCAGACGCAGAUGGAGAUGGCCAGCAUGAUCUGGUGAUCAGCUCACCUUUUGCACCAGGUGGAGGGAAGCAGAGAGGAAUUGUGGCUGCCUUUUAUUCACAUCCCAGACAGAACGACAAAGAGUCACUGACUUUGGACGAAGCUGACUGGAAGGUGAACGGGGAGGAGGACUUCUCGUGGUUUGGAUACUCCCUUCAUGGGGUCACAGUGGCAAACAGAAGCCUGCUGCUGAUUGGGAGCCCGACCUGGAAGAAUAUCAGCAGGAUGGCACGCUCGAGCCACCAAAAGAACCAAGAGAAAAAGAGCCUGGGAAGGGUGUAUGGCUACUUCCCCCCAAACCGGCAGAGGGAAAUCACUAUCUCGGGAGAUAAGGCGAUGGGAAAGCUGGGUACAUCCCUGUCCAGUGGUUAUGUGAGGGUGAAUGGCACCCUAACCCAAGUCCUGCUGGUUGGAGCCCCUACUCAUGAUGACGUGUCUAAAAUGGCAUUCCUAACCAUGACCCUGCACCAGGGUGGAGCCACUCGGAUGUACGAGCUAGCCCCUGAGAAGACACAGCCUGCUCUGCUCAGCACCUUCAGCGGAGACCGACGUUUUUCUCGAUUUGGUAGUGUUCUACACCUGACAGACCUGGAUGACGAUGGCUUAGAUGAAAUCAUCAUGGCUGCCCCACUGAGGAUAACAGAUGUCACUUCUGGACUGCUUGGGGGAGAAGAUGGGCGAGUGUACAUUUAUAAUGGCAUGCAUACCACCUUAGGUGAUGUGACAGGCAAAUGCAAGUCCUGGAUGACUCCAUGUCCAGAGGAGAAGGCCCAGUAUGUGCUAAUUUCUCCAGAGGCAAGUUCAAGGUUUGGGAGCUCACUGGUGUCUGUGCGGUCUAAGGAAAGGAACCAAGUGGUUGUUGCUGCUGGAAGGAGUUCUUGGGGAGCCCGGCUCUCUGGGGCACUUCACGUCUACAGCUUCAGCUCAGAUUGAAGAUGUCAUCUCCUAAUCAGCCCGUCUCUUCAGCAAGUCAUCUCCAUGAUGGCCAAAGUAGUUCUCCAGAGGAGCUCUGGUGAAACCUGACAGAGGCGGGGCUCCUGGACAGCCAGGCUACCUGGAAAUGCGGUCAGCUCUGUGUGGACACUGGAUGAGAGGGAGCAGCAGGCUUUGAGGGCAAGUCCCUCUAAAGUGCUUUUGAAUCCUCUGAGCUUGCUGCCUGUGCGUGGGACUUUAUCAACCCACCCCCUUUUCUGCAUUACCUGCCUCUCUAGUGUAGAAAGGGUGUAGUUAGCUCUUAACACUCUCCAUAUAAUUGUUCCUAUAAAAUCCUUCUUCGUGGUGGCUGGUCCUAUUUGGAUCUUAAAUGUACCCCAAAUCUAUGUUGAAGGCUUGGCCCUUAGCUUAAAGAAGGUAGGAACUGAAGUGGGUCUUUGUCGGAGGAAGUUAUGUUACUGGGGUGUAUCAGGACCCCAGGUCCUUCCUUGCCUCUCCGCUGCCAGUUGCUGUGAAAUGAGCAGCUCUCCUCCGCCAUGACAUACUGCUUCUUUCCCAGCCCCAAAGCAAAGGGCCAAGCACCCUGGAGCUGACUUGGCUGAAACUGAGCCAAAAUAAACAUUUCCUCUUUUUAGGCUGUUA